This is a messenger RNA of Letharia lupina, 1149 nucleotides long. RefSeq lists its product as uncharacterized. Lineage: Eukaryota; Fungi; Ascomycota; Lecanoromycetes; Lecanorales; Parmeliaceae. The coding region runs from base 1 to 1149 and encodes 382 amino acids. The record is from RefSeq and is a predicted model, not a curated record. The transcript has 3 exons.
AUGGCUUCUCGCGAAGGUCCUGUCAAUACAUUCGGCUGUGCCUGCCGCGUGGAUGAAAGCAAUACCCUGAUAGACAAUUCAGAAGCGGGAGAAGUGGUUCGUAAUAACUCACAAUGGCAUCCUGGAUUCUCAGCUUUGGGCUCGGUGCCGGGAAUGCUACCUGUUGGAACGGUACCUCCUGCCAUCCAAACCGCAGUGCAAGGUGCAGCGGUCACAAUUGCAGACCAAGAUCUUGAGAGUGAAGAUGAAGCUGGAGAUGAAGCGGACGAGGAGAUGGACGAAACUGAUAACAUCGAUGACGCUUUCGACGAAGAUGCUCUUGAUGAGGGUGAAGAGGCCAAUGUUACGACAUUCGGGGCAAUUUCUCCCAGUCUGUUGGUUCAUACACUAGAAGCUGCAGAAGUUGAGCAAUUACUCUCGGAUGGAAAUUCCAUGUUGGAAGAUGAAGACUCGGAUCUUCCGGACCUGGAAGAGAUACCUGCGGCAGACCAGACCGAUCAACAGACGACCGAAGCGGCCGGAGAAGACUUGAAGACUCCAUCUCCAAGGUUCAAGAAAGACAUAGAUCGGUUUCCGGACACCACACACACUAAGACCUGCCCGAGCUUCAUCGAUCUACCUUUCAACCUACUCCAAACGGAUGAAAGAGAUAUCCACCUUUUUCGAGACAUCCGUUUCGAUGCUGACCUGAAAAGACGCCCGCCAGACUCAUCCCACAGCCAAGUGCUCUGCCAACAAGCAUUGAAUCAAAGGAUGCCACCAGGCUUCAAUUACCUAACUCAAAUGGAACGUCUCAACAUGAUCGCGCAAAUCCCAGAAUUGGGUGUCGUUGUAAUUGGAAACCAAGUAGGCCGCGUGGGCAUCUUGACAAUGACAAGAUGGGAGGCUCAAAAGCAAUCAGGGUACAAGAUCGAGUGUAUCCUCCCUUUCAACUCUGAAGAAGGCAAGGGGCUGAGACCAAGGAAGCCGUUGAUGGGUAUGGCCGUUGGUCCCAUCCAGGGACAUGAAACAGCUCUGCCGCAAGUCAGUCCGAGGAUAGGAGCGCAAUAUCCAAGAAGGUUUCGACUGCUGAUGAUGUAUUGCGAUCAUACAAUCUUGAGCUACGAGAUUUCUCGUCCGAACGAGGAAGGGGACGUAGUUGUGGUAUGA